Molecule: messenger RNA, 1397 nt
Organism: Seriola dumerili (greater amberjack)
Lineage: Eukaryota; Metazoa; Chordata; Actinopteri; Carangiformes; Carangidae
Gene: vipr2
Product: vasoactive intestinal peptide receptor 2
Exons: 13
Coding region: 68-1387 (439 amino acids)
Biological process (GO): adenylate cyclase-modulating G protein-coupled receptor signaling pathway; cell surface receptor signaling pathway
Cellular component (GO): plasma membrane
Molecular function (GO): G protein-coupled peptide receptor activity; peptide hormone binding; vasoactive intestinal polypeptide receptor activity
Source: RefSeq, a predicted model, not a curated record
UGGAGUUUAAAUGAAGUCCGGGCUCCUGUUUUAACCAGUUCCUCCUGAGUCUACCUGAGGGUUAAAGAUGAGAAGUUUGCUCUUGGUCACCUUGUGUUUCUCGACGUGUCUGCUCCUGGUUGACAGCCGCCAUCCCACCUGUAACUUCAUGCUGGAGGUGGAGAGAGACCAGGUGGAGUGUCUGCGGCGGCUGAGGGAGGAGGAGGAGGAGGCUGCCAGCAGCCUUAAAGAGCCGGGCUGCAGAGGAAGAUGGGACAACAUAGCGUGCUGGGAGCGAGCUGAAAUCGGAGACACUGUCACCAUCCCCUGUCCUCGAGCCCUCAAGACGUUGUUCGACAGAAACGGUAACAUUAGCAGGAACUGCACAUCAGCGGGAUGGUCGGACAUAUUCCCAAACAUCAGCAGCGUGUGCGAGUCAGACACAAGCCAGGACAAGCUGGUCUUCUACGUGGUCGUGCAGACGUUAUAUACUCUGGGUCACAGUCUGUCUUUGAUCGCCCUCACCACAGGGAGCGCCAUCCUCUGUCUGUUCCGGAAGCUCCACUGCACCAGGAACUACAUCCACCUCAACCUCUUCUUCUCCUUCAUCCUGAGAGCCGUGGCCGUGCUGGUGAAGGAUGACAUCCUCUUCAACCGGACCUCGCAGUGCUCCAACCAGCCGUCACUGGUGGGAUGUAAAGCCAGCCUGGUAUUUUUCCAGUACUUCAUCAUGGCCAACUUCUUCUGGCUGCUGGUGGAGGGUCUGUACCUCCACACCCUGCUCGUCGUCAUCUUCUCUGAGAACAGACACUUCAUCGUCUACAUGUUCAUCGGCUGGGGAAUCCCCACUGUGUUCGUCUUUGCGUGGGUGAUGACAAGAAUCUAUCUGGAAGACACCGGAUGCUGGGAGAGAAAUGACAACCACAUACCCAACUGGGUGAUCAAUGGACCUAUUGGAUUCUCCAUUAUGGUGAACUUCAUCCUGUUCAUCAGCAUCAUUCGGAUCUUGGUUCAGAAGCUGAGGUGUCCUGAUGUGGGCGGCAACGACCAAUCACAAUACAGGAGGUUGGCCAAAUCUACUCUCCUGUUGAUCCCUCUGUUUGGGAUACACUACGUGGUCUUCGUCUCUCUCAGUGAAUCCAUCGCAGAAGAUUAUAAAAUAUUUUUUGACCUGGCCCUCGGAUCUUUUCAGGGUCUGGUGGUGGCCAUCCUCUACUGUUUCCUUAACAGUGAGGUUCAGGGCGAGCUCAAGAGAAAGUGGCGGAGCAUGUAUCUGAACUGCCGUCUGGGCAGAGAUCACCACUUCAACAGCACCUUCGCCUCCAGGAACGGCUCAGACCACAUGGUGCAAUUUCAUCGCAACUCCCGGACCCAGUCCAUCCUGCAGUCAGAGACCACGGUGCUGUGAGGACCGGGGG